Molecule: messenger RNA, 1525 nt
Organism: Hyalella azteca
Lineage: Eukaryota; Metazoa; Arthropoda; Malacostraca; Amphipoda; Hyalellidae
Gene: GXIVsPLA2
Exons: 2
Coding region: 572-1270 (232 amino acids)
Biological process (GO): arachidonate secretion; phospholipid metabolic process; lipid catabolic process
Cellular component (GO): extracellular region
Molecular function (GO): A2-type glycerophospholipase activity; calcium ion binding
Source: RefSeq, a predicted model, not a curated record
GCUUGGUUGAACAAUAAAUAAAAAAUUUAUACGAAAAAUAGCGGAAUAGCGGCAGCAGUAACGAAAUUCUCCUAGAAAGAGAUGCCAGUGAAUUGGUUUCAGCCAUACAGGGAUUAGACAUCAAAGGAAACUUACACAAUAUGAUAUCAUUGCCAAUUUCAUGAACUUUAACCCAUUUUGUAGUCUACACACUAUCAAUGUUUCUUUUAAAUUUGUCAAAAUAAGAAUAUCGAUUUUUUGAUAUCGCGAUCUUGGGUAAAGUGUCGACUAGAAUAAAUUGAAUCACGCACGAAUUCCUGCAUUAGUGUGCCACGAAAUCUUGGCAAACGCAAUUAAGCGAACGGGGACAAUGAUCGGAGAGGGAUACAUGCGCAUGUUGCUCUUCUUUCGUCCAAUUAUAUAAUAUUUCCAUCAAAGUUAUCUAGGUUAAUCAAAAUACACCGUGUUAAAUUUUACGCUUUAUUUAUUAGCUCACGCUUCUUUAACUUCACUAUCAGGUUCUCGGACUACUAUUUUCAUUUUAGAGACAAUUAGUUUCUCUGUUCAAUUUAAGUAAAGUAAUUUCAACAUCAUGACUGGAAAACUCCUGUUACCGUUGUUUUAUGCACUUGCCGUACUAUCAGUCCGCGGAACGGACACUUUCUCGGACAACGUCGCUCUGUUCUGGAAUUUAUACGAUUCCGUGGUGACAGGUAGUAGGAUUCUACAUGACGUCACUGAAGGAGUAGGCGCUGUUUCCAAGGCCAUUAAAGCCAUCGAUACUUUCCUAGACACAGACGCAGAAAAACAGCUCGAGGAAUCCGUGGCACAAGCCAUAGAAGAAGAUAAAACAGCUACAGAAAACGGAGAUGAAAUCGCUACGUGUGACCAAAACUCAAAGGAUGAAUCUUGCUCGAAAGAGUCCAAAUCUGAACCGGAUACCUCAACGGAAACAGAGAUGCCGAAAUUCAAUGGAUGUGGAGCUCUUGGAUUCCAUAUAAUGGACGCAAAUCUUCCGGUUGGAAAAAUGAUCGAGUGUUGUGGAGUUCACAACACUUGCUACACCUCUGCUUGUCGCGUGAAUAAGAGGGAUUGUGACUCGAAACUGAGGUCAUGUCUCUUUUCUCAUUGCGACCAAAAAUCAAUUGAACGCUCGCAGAAGAAACCUUGCUAUGCUGCUGCUAAGUUGCUCUUCUCGGGAACGAUGGCGCUUUCUUAUCAGCAAUACAAAGAUGCCCAAGAUGCCCUCAAAUGCCAAGGGAGAAGUAACCGGUACGGACGCAACAGGUAAUCCGACAGCGGAGGCCGACUCUACCUCAUCGUCAACGCGAUGAACGAGGAUUUUAAUUACGUCUACUCGAUCUACUUCUACUCCGCUCAUCUUGGCAAAAUUUAUGUCAUCAUUUCUUGGUUUGCAAGUUAUAUUUUAACAGGAUAUUGUUCAAAAAGUUAGUCCGCAGUAGUAAUCACUUUCAAAACUCUUGAGUACGGGAUUCUUAUAAAUUUUCAAUUCUAAAUUUCAUCCAGCCGUGCAAUAUGCAUUUUU